AUGGUUUUAUCUAACCAGAACACUUCUGCUCAGUUUAAACCCACAAAUGCACAAGGGGCAGAAAUGAUGGGUGCAAGAAAAUUCAGAAUGGAUUUGAGACCUAAUAGAAGAGCUCUAAGUGUGCUGAAUCAGAAUUUAGUGGGAGCUAAUCCAUUUCCUUGUGUUGUUAACAAGAGAGUUUUAUCAGAAAUAACCGGGAUUUCUGACACAAACCCUCCAAUUCCAAGGAAAAAUGCCUCACAAAUGGCACUCUCCCAGAAAACGUGUCCGGAGGACACAAAGAAACCAAAGACAUCGGUUGAUGAAUUCACUAUAUGGGAGGAUAUCCCUCUAUCAGAUGUAGAGGGAUCAUCUGUGUCCAUGUCUUUGGAACAAACAGAAACUGAAAUUACCGAAAAAGAUCAAAUGGACGAAGUUGAAAUGGAGGACAUAUUUGAAGAGACCAUUAUGGAUAUUGACAGUUGUGAUGCGAAAAAUCCCCUUGCAGUUGUUGACUAUGUUGAAGAUCUAUAUGCCUACUACAAGAAAAUGGAGAAUUGUAGCUGUGUUUCGCCGGGCUAUAUGGUACAACAACUUGACAUAAAUGAAAGGAUGAGGGCUAUUCUAAUUGACUGGCUUAUUGAGGUACACCACAAAUUCGACCUUAGGGACGAGACAUUGUUUCUAACUGUAAACCUAAUAGACAGAUUUUUAGCAAAGCAAACUGUCGAAAGAAAGAAGCUGCAGCUUGUUGGUUUGGUUGCUAUGCUCUUGGCUUCGAAAUAUGAGGAAGUUUUAGUUCCAGUUGUCAAUGAUUUGAUAUUUAUUUCGGACAAAGCUUACUCAAGAAAAGAAGUCCUCCAAAUGGAGUGGUUGAUGCUCCAUACAUUGCAGUUUACAAUGUCUCUUCCGACUGCACACGUUUUUAUGAGAAGAUUUCUCAAGGCUGCUCAGUCGGAUAGGAAGCUUGAGCUACUCUCUUUCUACUUGAUUGAGCUUUGCUUGGUGGAGUAUGAAAUGCUCAAAUAUUCGCCUUCGUUUUUGGCUGCUGCUGCAAUAUAUACAGCUCAAUGUACGCUUUAUGGCGUUGGACAAUGGUGUAAGACGUGCGAAUGGCAUACAAACUAUUCAGAAGAUGAACUAUUGGAAUGCUCAAGACUGAUCGUCGGGUUCCACCAGAAGGCAGCAACCGGGAAACUUACUGGGGUUUACAGAAAAUACAACACUUCUAAGUUGGGAUAUGCAGCAAAAUGUGAACCGGCAAAUUUUCUUGCACAAAAUGUCCCAUAA
Messenger RNA from Fraxinus pennsylvanica, 1269 nucleotides. Lineage: Eukaryota; Viridiplantae; Streptophyta; Magnoliopsida; Lamiales; Oleaceae. The record is from the annotation of a GenBank genome assembly.